Molecule: messenger RNA, 4250 nt
Organism: Xenopus tropicalis (tropical clawed frog)
Lineage: Eukaryota; Metazoa; Chordata; Amphibia; Anura; Pipidae
Gene: actn4
Product: actinin alpha 4
Exons: 22
Coding region: 237-3017 (926 amino acids)
Cellular component (GO): cytoplasm
Molecular function (GO): calcium ion binding
Source: RefSeq, a predicted model, not a curated record
AGGUGAGCGGUUGAGGGAGGUGUCCUGCACAUGCGCACAUCUAGUUACUAACAGCAGAGGUAGGACAGCGGCAGGACAGCGCCCGGUCACACGUAUUAAUACUACUGCCAGCGGGUAGUGGAGGAGUGCAAGGCUGCUAGAGCACCGCGGCCCGGGCACGCAUCCCGCUUCUUUCCAUCUUCUGCACUCCUGUUCUGCAUAAGCUUCCUGCUUUGAUUUCUCCGUUUCGCACCGCCAUGGUGGAUUAUCACAUGACCAGCGGAGGGGCGCCCCCUCACAUGGGCCAGCUGGGACAAGACCAACGGUAUAUGGAACAGGAGGAGGACUGGGAUCGGGACCUGUUGUUGGACCCAGCAUGGGAAAAGCAGCAGAGGAAGACUUUUACAGCAUGGUGCAACUCCCAUCUAAGGAAGGCCGGCACACAAAUAGAAAAUAUUGAUGAAGAUUUCAGAGAUGGGUUGAAGCUCAUGUUACUACUGGAAGUCAUCUCAGGAGAACGGCUGCCCAAACCAGAGCGAGGCAAGAUGAGGGUGCAUAAAAUCAAUAAUGUCAAUAAAGCCCUGGAUUUCAUUGCAAGUAAAGGAGUGAAGUUGGUUUCCAUUGGAGCAGAAGAAAUUGUUGAUGGCAAUACAAAAAUGACAUUAGGAAUGAUCUGGACAAUCAUCCUGCGGUUUGCCAUUCAGGACAUAUCUGUAGAAGAAACCUCUGCAAAGGAAGGACUUCUUUUGUGGUGCCAGAGGAAGACUGCCCCUUAUAAGAAUGUCAAUGUUCAGAACUUCCACAUCAGCUGGAAGGAUGGGCUGGCUUUCAAUGCCCUAAUCCAUAGACAUCGCCCAGAACUGAUAGAGUAUGACAAGCUGAGAAAGGAUGACCCAGUUACUAACCUAAACAAUGCUUUUGAAGUAGCAGAAAGAUAUCUUGACAUUCCCAAGAUGUUGGAUGCUGAAGACAUUGUCAACACUGCUCGUCCUGAUGAGAAGGCAAUCAUGACAUACGUGUCCUCUUUCUACCACGCCUUCUCUGGAGCUCAGAAGGCUGAGACAGCAGCUAACAGAAUUUGUAAGGUGUUGGCUGUAAAUCAAGAAAAUGAGCAUCUAAUGGAGGACUAUGAAAAGCUGGCUAGUGAUCUUUUGGAGUGGAUCCGUCGUACAAUCCCUUGGUUGGAGAAUCGUGUACCUGAAAAAACUAUGCAUGACAUGCAGCAAAAGCUGGAAGAUUUCCGAGAUUACCGUCGUGUGCACAAACCACCUAAAGUGCAAGAGAAGUGCCAAUUAGAAAUCAACUUCAACACCCUGCAAACAAAACUGAGGCUCAGCAAUCGUCCUGCUUUUAUGCCAUCGGAGGGCAAGAUGGUUUCGGAUAUUAAUAAUGGAUGGCAACACUUGGAGCAGGCUGAGAAAGGCUUUGAGGAGUGGCUUUUGAAUGCAAUCAGACGGUUGGAGAGACUGGAUCACUUGGCAGAAAAGUUUCGUCAGAAAGCCCUCAUCCACGAGGCCUGGACAGAAGGCAAAGAGGCAAUGCUGAAGCAGAAAGAUUAUGAAAGUGCCACCCUUGCAGACAUAAAGGCACUUAUCCGAAAACACGAAGCAUUUGAAAGUGACCUUGCAGCCCACCAGGAUCGUGUAGAACAAAUAGCAGCUAUUGCACAGGAAUUAAAUGAGUUGGAUUACUACGACUCCCCCAGCGUCAAUGCUCGGUGCCAGAAGAUAUGUGACCAGUGGGAUCUUCUGGGCUCCUUAACACACACCAGGAGAGAAGCCCUAGAGGUAACGGAGAAACAGUUGGAAGCAAUUGACCAGCUGUACCUGGAAUAUGCUAAGCGAGCUGCACCAUUCAACAACUGGAUGGAAGGAGCUAUGGAGGAUUUGCAAGACAUGUUCAUAGUGCACACCAUUGAGGAGAUUGAGGGUCUGAUUGCAGCUCAUGAGCAGUUCAAGUCCACUCUUCCGGAUGCUGACCGUGAGAGAGAAGCCAUUCUUGGGAUUCAGAACGAGGCUCAGAAAAUUGCGGAUUACAGCCACAUCAAACUAGCCAGUGGGAAUCCUUAUACAACUGUAACUCCGCAGAUUAUUAACUCAAAAUGGGAGAAGGUUCAGCAGCUUGUUCCUAAAAGGGAUGGUGCAUUGAAAGGAGAACAUGACAAGCAGCAGUCCAAUGAGCACCUGCGCUUGCAGUUUGCCAGCCUAGCUAAUGUGGUAGGACCUUGGAUACAGGCCAAGAUGGAGGAGAUUGGCAGGAUUGCUAUAGAGUUGCACGGUACUCUGGAAGACCAGAUGACCCACCUGAAGCAGUAUGAACAGAGUGUCAUAAAUUACAAGCCCAAUAUUGACAAACUGGAGCAGCAGCAUCAGCUCAUCCAGGAAGCCCUGAUCUUUGAUAACAAGCACACUAACUAUACUAUGGAGCACAUCCGUGUAGGCUGGGAACAUCUUCUUACUACAAUAGCUCGCACAAGUAAUGAGGUGGAAAACCAAAUCCUUACCCGUGAUGCCAAGGGUAUCAGCCAGGAGCAGAUGCAUGAAUACCGGGCAUCAUUCAAUCACUUUGAUAGGGAUCAUACAGGUGCAUUGGGACCUGAAGAAUUCAAAGCAUGUCUGAUCAGUCUGGGAUAUGAUGUGGAAAAUGACAGACAGAAGAGAAUCGGUGCACUGGAUGCUGAUGACUUUCGUGCUCUCCUUAUCUCUACUGGAUACAGCUUGGGAGAUGCAGAGUUUAACCGGAUUAUGGCUAUCGUUGACCCGAACAACACUGGCAUGGUUACUUUCCAAGCAUUCAUAGACUUUAUGUCCCGAGAGACAACAGACACAGACACAGCUGACCAAGUCAUAGCCUCAUUUAAGGUCCUGGCUGGAGAUAAAAAUUACAUCACUGCAGCAGAGCUGCGUAGAGAGCUUCCUCCAGAUCAGGCAGAAUAUUGCAUUGCUCGUAUGGCACCCUACCAGGGACCUGACGCAGUGCCUGGAGCACUGGAUUACAUGUCUUUCUCUACUGCUUUGUAUGGGGAGAGUGACUUGUGAGGGAGCAAUGGGAAAUAGAUUAAGGGGGCCUUCUCUAAAAUUGCCCUGUCACUCCCCUCUAGCAACCAGUGCCAUUGUGGCAGUAAGGGCAAAGCUAAAGAGGUGCAUGGGUGUCACUGGGCUUAAACUUAACCCCCUUCCCCUCCCAGCGGAAGGUGGGGAAUCACACUUCCAUUAUCUUUGCAGGGUGGGAGGAGGAUAAGGAGGUUUAACUACUUCACCACUCCCCCCUCUGCAAAGUUAUCUAUGCAAUGGCUGAAAGGCCAGGUGAUGCUUCUUCCACACACAACUGGCAUGUAUACUCUGCUUCUGGGUAGUAGCCAUUUCUUUGCAACAAGCUCACAAACUCUUACAUACUUCCUGGGUUAUUUAUUCCUAGUCCUUUAGCACCCUAGUUUUCUUUACCCAGGAGUGGUAGAUUAUUUCCCCUGAGAGGCAUGGGACCCUUUUACAACAUAUCGUCUGCUUGCUUAUUUUUUCCCUAUUAUCACAGUUUGCUUUACAUUCCUCUACCUCCCUAUGUGAGGUGCAGCAUUCUUCUCAUGCAAGAUGGCUCCACACUGCAGGCAGGGGAGAUAUCCAUAACAAGUGUGCUUUACUGAGCUGUGUUAAAAGUAAUGUUGUAACACAGCCCAGUUAUCUGCCUGCAAGGGGCAGCUGGCAUAAUUAAAAUGAAUCAGUCACUCUUAAUAGAGGUUAAUAUUUGGGAUGCGUGAAUAAAUUAAUGCCAUUUAGGCCACUAGCUCUUGCUUUCUUUAUACAGUCAGCCAUUUUGUUGUUACUAUUAAUCAUUUUGCAUGCAGAUUAGAAUGCUGCUUUAGAUUUACAUUCCACAUCAUCCCUUUUAAAAUACAGGUCUCUUGUGAUUCCCCCCCCCCCCCUCCCUGUUUGCCCGAAGGACCAAAAAUUAUAAUGAAAUGAAUGAAAAGCUGAAGAGGGUUACUUUUUACUUAAUUUAGGGGAUUUAUGAUAAAAUAUAUAUAUUCACUUAGCAGAACCUAUAUUUGCAGUUUUCUUGUCUUUGAACUUAAAAAAAAAAAAAAAAAUUAUUAAAAAAAAAAAAAAAAGGUUGCCGACUUAUUGUUAAGGGAGUCUGUAACAAUCUUUGUCCCAUUCUUUUUAUACUGGCAGCCGUAGCGGAGAGAGAUGUCAUAAACGCAGCAUCCACUUUCUACCAUUCCUGCUGCUUCGGCAUCUCCUUACAGAACAAUAAAAGACAUAUUUUUAAGAUAA